This is a messenger RNA of Alternaria rosae, 1016 nucleotides long. Its product is annotated as methyltransferase domain-containing protein. Lineage: Eukaryota; Fungi; Ascomycota; Dothideomycetes; Pleosporales; Pleosporaceae. Gene Ontology annotation, molecular function: S-adenosylmethionine-dependent methyltransferase activity; protein methyltransferase activity. The coding region runs from base 102 to 866 and encodes 254 amino acids. Gene Ontology annotation, cellular component: eRF1 methyltransferase complex. The transcript has a single exon. The record is from RefSeq and is a predicted model, not a curated record.
GAAGUGAUGACCUCAGCCUCGGCUCUACUUUAAACUAGGGUGCUCCUUCCACUCCAAUUGGCCCACACCGACACCUCCGAUCUCGAAACAAAAUCGCAACUAUGUUGCCAACCCCAUCCACAUCCCACGUCUGUUUCGAUCGCGUGUACGAACCAGCCGAAGACUCGUAUUUGUUACUCGAUACGCUCUCUUCUGCGUCCGAAACAGCAUACCUGAAAGACAGAUUUGGCGAUGCUCCCACGACCCCGCCAUUGGUGCUUGAGGUGGGCGUAGGGUCAGGCGUCGUAUUGGCCUUCGUCGCUGCGAAUGCACGCACCAUAUUCGGUCGUCACGAUGUGCUGACAAUCGGGGUUGAUAUCAAUAGCUUCGCCUGUAAAGCUGCUGCCCAAACGGUUCGCGAUGCCAUCAAAGAACGGGAGAUUAGACGCUCGGUCUUCAUCGAUGUCGUGAACGGCGACUUAGCAAGUGCUAUCCGGCCGCAUUCUGUCGACGUCUUCAUAUUCAACCCGCCAUAUGUACCAGCUGAGCUACCCGACCUGACGAGCCAUGACAAGUUCAACGCCGUGCCGGAAGGAAAGACAGCGACAUCAUUCGAACAAGACUCGUACCUCCUAGAGCUGUCGUACGCCGGAGGUGAAGAUGGCAUGGUGGUAACGGAUAGGAUGUUGGAGCAGUUGCCAGAAUUACUAAGCUCGGAUCGAGGUGUCGCGUACGUGCUAUUGUGUGCGCAGAAUAAGCCGGAAGCAGUCAAACAGCGCAUAAGAAACUGGGGUUCGGGCUGGAUGGCGGAAACGGUGGGAUCGAGCGGAAAGAAGGCGGGCUGGGAAAAGUUGGUAAUCGUAAGGAUAUGGAGAGACAUGGAAUGAGCGCGAAGCUUCGCCCGUCGUGACGAACGUGAGUGGAGUCGAAUCAAUUGAGGGUUCAAGCGUCGUUACCGAGAGCUGCGUCCCUCUUGACCAGAGCUGGCUUUGAACCAGGAUUUGCGUGUUUGGAGAGAACCGACUUGAUCCCUCUGU